AUGGUCCGCAAGUGGUCCAAAUUCCCCAAGAAGCCCGCCGACUGGGUUGGCCCCAGCGCACCACUUUCCCAGCGCAAGCAGGUAUAUCUUCCAAACUUCACAGUCGCCCUUGUCCGAACACCUUUUCUCCCGCCCCGCUAUGCCUCCUUCUACGUUCCCUUGACCUUCAACAAGCUCGACAUGCGCGACUACCUGCAGCGCCUGUACGGCGUCGGCGUCCUCAGCAUACGCAGCUACGUCGAGCAACAAAAGGUCACACGGCUCCGACCAAUGGGUCGAUACGGUUACGGAAAACUACGACGUCCCCGGUCGCGGAAGAGGAUGACUGUUGAGAUGAAGGAGCCGUUUGUCUGGCCGGACGCGCCUGAAGAUAUGGAGAAGUGGGAAAAGGACCAGUUCUUCAAAGCGAGGAAGUACCAGGAUAAGAUCCAGGAGGCGCAGAAGCCCGAUGCGCCUAUGAAGCCGAAUACAGAAAUGCGCGAGGCAUACGAGGAGGCCGCGAAGGAAAUACUCUCGGGCAGGAAGACGUGGAGGCCGACGUGGCAGGCUCUCGGUUUGAAUUAUGAUCGGCCGGUUUUGCCAGGAGCGGCGGGAAAAGGACCCGUUGAGGGGAGUUCAUAG
This is a messenger RNA of Aspergillus nidulans FGSC A4, 621 nucleotides long. Its product is annotated as mitochondrial 54S ribosomal protein uL23m. The transcript is spliced from 3 exons. Gene Ontology annotation, biological process: translation. Gene Ontology annotation, molecular function: structural constituent of ribosome. Bases 1 to 621 code for a protein of 206 amino acids. NCBI's taxonomy places the organism in Eukaryota, Fungi, Ascomycota, Eurotiomycetes, Eurotiales, Aspergillaceae. Gene Ontology annotation, cellular component: ribosome; mitochondrion. The record is from RefSeq and is a predicted model, not a curated record.